Molecule: messenger RNA, 426 nt
Organism: Fusarium tjaetaba
Lineage: Eukaryota; Fungi; Ascomycota; Sordariomycetes; Hypocreales; Nectriaceae
Product: cytochrome b5
Exons: 3
Coding region: 1-426 (141 amino acids)
Biological process (GO): sterol biosynthetic process
Cellular component (GO): intracellular membrane-bounded organelle; endoplasmic reticulum membrane
Molecular function (GO): heme binding
Source: RefSeq, a predicted model, not a curated record
AUGUCCGCGAAGAAGGAGUUCACCAUGCAGGAUGUUGCUGAGCACAACACCUCCAGCGACAUCUACAUGGUUGUUCACGACAAGGUCUACGACUGCACCAAGUUCCUCGACGAGCACCCCGGUGGUGAGGAGGUCAUGCUCGACGUUGCCGGUCAGGAUGCCACAGAGGCUUUCGAGGAUGUUGGCCACAGUGACGAGGCCCGAGAGGUUCUCGACGGUCUUCUCGUGGGUGAGCUCAAGCGUCUGCCUGGUGACGAGGGCCCCAAGCGCCAAAUCGCCAACUCGAACCAGGGAAGCGGCAAGUCUGAUCCCGCCGGCUCCAGCUUGAACACAUACGCCAUUGUUGUCGCCGUUGGUUUCAUCGCCUACGUUGCCUACAACUAUCUCCAGAAGCAGCAAGAGGCUCAAGGCCAAGCCUCCGCAUAA